Molecule: messenger RNA, 1151 nt
Organism: Monodelphis domestica (gray short-tailed opossum)
Lineage: Eukaryota; Metazoa; Chordata; Mammalia; Didelphimorphia; Didelphidae
Gene: TEDDM1
Product: transmembrane epididymal protein 1
Source: RefSeq, a predicted model, not a curated record
GGAGAGUCUUCCUCCCUCUGAGAGAGUUCGCUUCUCCUGGGGAUUAGAGGCUCAGUAUUUGUGCUCCUCAGCUUGAUCCUUGGUUUGGGCUUCCAUGACUGACUUUCUAGGUCAUGCGUUGCCUGGAGUGUAUUUCUUUUUCUUGGGGGUCUACUAUGCUAUUCAGGCAUCUUUGGCCCUCCUGAGGGGGCAGCAGUUCCUGACUCCCCCACUUCCUCCAAGGGAUAAGAGGCCAAAGGGCUGGCUACAGAAGCUCCAGAAUGGUGGGUUGGUGAAGGUUGUUUUCUCGAUCGGUGGCUUCCUAGGAGCUUUCUUCUAUCCAUUAGGAUCAAACCGAUUGGUCUUUAUUGAUUGGAAAGACCCUGAGAGGCCAUUCUUGAAUCACAUCUCAUGGCAUCAUGGGACCAUGUAUGUCCUACUUCUCAUCAAUGGACUGGUGGACAUAGUGAGUCAGUGCUGCCUGGCCAGGCAGCAGAUGAAGCUGGAGCGGGCUGCCUUUGCCUUUGCCAUCCAAGGAACCAUACUGCUCUUCAUCUUCCACAUUCAAGGAAGGAAUGCCCUGCAAGUCCGUGGUCAUAUCUUGUUGCUGAUUCCCCUGAUUUUGAUUGCUCUGAUUCUGCUCUCUGAACUCUGGUUCCCUGAUGAUCCUGUGUUUUGGAUCUCCAAGGCAUGGAUGUUUCUCACACUUGGUUCAUGGUUUCCACAUCUGGGGAGCAUCCUCUAUUUGCCGGUUACUGGCCAACCUUGGAGGGCAGAUAAACAUGAAGAUGUCAUGUUCCUCCCCAUCUUCUUCUCCUGGCACCUGAUCCUGGAUGCUCUGCUGAUUGCUGGCAUCUAUGGACUCUGUAGCUUCCGGCACCAUCGGUACCUUUCUCACCAGGGAGCAAAGGGCGCUGGGUACCAGCUAUGCUCCACAGAUAUCAGCACUGAAGAGGUAAAGACGCUCAUGGUUUAGUCACAUCAGAAGGAUGGCAGAAUCUAAGAUAAGAGAUAGCUAUGUUUUGUGCCAUUUCUUAAUUAUGCAAUGAGUAGUCCUAGAAUAUUUCCUUGGUGCAGAGCAUGGCACAUUAUCUUUCUCCUGCCAGAAAGGAUGGUUUUUCUUCUUCAAUAAAAAGAACAGUCCUGUUCAAAGCCUCUUGCCCUGUCUGUUU